Menidia menidia (Atlantic silverside) is the source of this 1911-nucleotide messenger RNA. The record is from the annotation of a GenBank genome assembly. Lineage: Eukaryota; Metazoa; Chordata; Actinopteri; Atheriniformes; Atherinopsidae.
ACGGGGGUUGGGGAAUUAGAAGCAGCUUCCGGUAUAAACAUUUCAAAGAAACGCAGCAAACGACUCGUUUAAUCAACAUCUCUCAAAUUCCAGUGACCCAUUCCCUUGAAAUUUCCAACUGCGUUUUUAGUUGACAGUCAGGUGAGAGGAUGACACGGCAAAAAAACAUAUUUGCUUUUUCCAAACUCUUCUGUAACCACCAAAGUUACAAAACAGCGCUCCUGCAGAGCGUUGCGUAGCGCCGGGUCACGUGACCGCGGUCCGUCCCCCGUCGGGCUCCACUUGAAAUAGUUGGAGUUGUAUGAAAACAGCUGCUCCUGUCGCCUCUUCUCCGUCCCGCUGCCGCCGCCUCACAGAUGGCCAUGCAGAACCUGAGACAGUUCCUGUUCGCCCUCUCCGCGGCCGGAGCCGUGGGAUUCGUCGCCAUCAUUUUCGUGCUAAGAUGGGUUUUACACUUCAAGGAAGGCUUAGCCUGGGAUGGAGGGCUGGCGGAGUUCAACUGGCAUCCGGUGCUGAUUGUCAUCGGCUUCGUUUUCUUGCAAGGAAUAGCCAUCAUCGUCUACAGGCUCCCUUGGACCUGGCAGUGCAGCAAACUAAUGAUGAAGUUCAUCCACGCGGGCUUGAAUUCAGCCGCAUUCAUUUUCGCUGUUGUUGCCUUGGUGGCAGCUUUCGACUUCCACAACACGGCCAAAAUCCCAAACAUGUACAGUCUGCACAGCUGGCUGGGCCUGCUGGCCGUCAUACUGUACGGACUGCAGCUUGUUAUUGGAAUUGGCAUGUACCUGAUACCGCUAACACCUGUGUCCUGGAGAGCAGCGUUCAUGCCCAUCCACGUCUACAGUGGUCUUUUUCUAUUUACCAGUGUCAUAGCUGUGGCACUUAUGGGCAUCACAGAGAAACUUAUUUUUGGCCUGAGCAACCCAAAGUAUAAGGACUCUCCCCCUGAGGCGAUCUUCGUGAACGUUCUGGGACUCCUCCUGGUGGUUUUUGGAGCACUCAUCCUCUGGAUUGCCACUCGAACACCUUGGAAACGCCCCAGUGACCAGAUCCUGCAUACUCUGCAUACCAAUGGGGGAAGUGAGGAUAUCACCAAAGCUGGCCCGGCUCUGUCUGAGCUGGCUGAUGGGACCAACACUGAAGACGGAGAUGUGAGGAGGAGAAGUAAUAAACUUGACAACUUGGAUGACUGAUUUAAAAGAAGAGUGUGAAUAUUUGACUCAGAGCUGGUCCUCUCUCCUAGUAGUGAAUGUAUGAACAAUCAAUCUAUUCGGGUCCGAGAAAGUUGAGAGGAAUUAGUGAAAUAAUACUGAUCUUUCAUUCAUAACUCUCUCUCUUGCACUUGCGCUUUAUUGUUUUCUCCGACAUUUAUUGCAAUAAGUGGAUUCAAGUAAUGUGACCUACUUGGCAGCAAUAUUAGGAUGCAGAUAAGAAUAAAUGCUUUGUGGACAUACACUGUAGUAAAUAUUCAUGACAGAUUUUGUAUUCUCUGAUCUUCUAUGUUUUGACUUUCCUAAAACAUGUUUUAUAAUAAACCUUUUCUUAUGUGCUCGUAAAUUUGUAAUAUUCCUGGAUCUGCUGCAAAUGAGUGAAAUAUUCACAAAGUAGAACACAUUUCAAUAUGAAGGUGCACCAUAGCUGCAGAUCUCCACAUCAGUCCUUUGGAUUUUUGGUUAAUGUUUGCAUAGGAUGACCAGAGCUGGGUCAUAUUGUCAUAUAUAUCUGGGAUGAAUGGAUGGAUGGAUGGAUGGUUACUGCACAAAAUUCACAUUGUAGCAUUUGCAAUUAAUGACAUAUUGAGGACUUUUGGAACAUUGAAUUAAGUCUUACAUAUUCACUUAAAAGGUUUAUUAUGUUACAUGUAUUAAAUCAGAUAUGCCCAAGCAACUAUUGUGUUCUACAAUCUACGGUGGC